AGUCCGGAGUCCGGACGGGAAAACAGUAAGGGAGGACUUUCGCCCCCGACGGCGGUCGGAAGACGAUGUGGGUCUUAUCAUGCUACACCGCUGCUUAUCCUGCGUACACACUAAGACCUUCUAUACUCAAACCGGCAGUUCCUUCGAGUUGUAGAGUCUCACUUCAGCUUCACCAUCACCAUGACCACCCCUUCGUCCCGGAGGUUGCAAAAGCUGUGGAUUCCUUGUACUCAGAGUUCAGAGCUGUGGAUAAUUUGGUAGCUCACAAUACCUCUCGUGUUCUUAAAGCUUUUCAGGGUGCUCGGGUUGGAUCUCAUCACUUUGCUGGAUGCACGGGCUAUGGUCAUGAUGAAGCUGGGGGACGUGAAGCACUUGACCAAGCCUUUGCAGAAAUUUUUGGGGCUGAAUCUGCAAUAGUUCGCUCACAGUUUUUCUCUGGUACUCAUGCUAUAACUUGCGCACUGUUUGCUUUUCUAAGACCAGGGGAUGAGCUUUUGGCAGUUGCUGGGGCUCCUUAUGACACCUUAGAGGAAGUUAUUGGGAAGAGGGACUCUCAUGGUCUUGGUUCUUUGAAAGAUUUUGGAGUGACAUAUCGAGAAGUUCCUCUUGCUGAAGAUGGUGGGCUUGACUGGGAUGCACUUGCAGGUGCUUUGAGACCUAAUACAAAAUGUGCACUCAUACAAAGAUCUUGUGGUUAUUCAUGGCGUCAGAGUCUAAGUGUAAAUGAGAUAGGGAGGGCAAUAAAGAUGAUCAAGAUGCAGAAUCCAAAAUGCUUGGUCAUGGUGGAUAAUUGCUAUGGUGAAUUCGUGGAAAGUAUUGAACCUCCAAUGGUGGGUGCAGAUUUGAUAGCAGGGAGUUUGAUAAAAAAUCCUGGUGGAACUAUUGCGCCUUGUGGUGGAUAUGUUGCUGGGAGAAGAGAAUGGGUUGAAGCUGCAGCAGCUCGUCUCUCAGCACCAGGCCUUGGGAUUGAUUGUGGCUCAACUCCGGGUUACAUAAUGCGAUCCUUUUUCCAGGGCUUGUUUCUUUCACCUCAAAUGGUUGGUGAGGCAGUCAAGGGAUCCUAUCUGGUAGCUGAAGUUAUGGCAGCCAAAGGGUAUAAGGUGCAGCCACUGCCUCGUGUUCCUCGUCAUGAUACUGUACAGCAUCAGAAUCAAGUUUCUUCUGCUCAACUGCAUCAUGGAACAGGGAGGAAAACUCACUUGCUUUUUGAUGUUCUUCAGGCAGUACAGUUAGGAAGCCGUGAACAUCUCCUUGCUUUCUGUGAGGCUGUGCAGAGAAGCUCACCUGUGGGUUCAUUCACUAAACCAGUUGCUGGGACAACAGCAGGAUACGCAUCAGAGGUGAUCUUUGCCGAUGGAACCUUCAUUGACGGGAGUACAAGUGAGCUCUCCUGUGAUGGUCCACUAAGGGAACCAUUUGCUGUGUUUUGCCAGGGUGGUACACAUUGGACCCAGUGGGGACUAGUUCUGGGAGAGGUUCUGAAAUCCAUUUGAAUGAAAAAGUUUUUUGGGCAGAGUUUGUUGAGCUGCUGCAUUAUCAAGUGACAUCCUUGACAUAACAUUCAGCUGUAAGAGACAGAAUUGCAUUCUGAAACCAUGGAAGGAACCAGGAGAGGAGAGUUUUUGAUUAUCCUUGGACAAGGGAUGACAGAAAAACCAGGGUCUUAAUUUGUAAUGUAACUAGAAAGUUGGAUUGCAUGCCCCACUGGUAUAUUUGAUGGAAAUAAUCUACAACCUUUUUGUCACUUAUCAUUCUGAUUCUGAUGGGAUCGUGUACCGUUAAAGUUGUCAACUCAAUUAGCAAUUUUCAUUUUCUUAAAGAAAUAAAGAAAAACCUAUAGA
Rubroshorea leprosula is the source of this 1841-nucleotide messenger RNA. The record is from the annotation of a GenBank genome assembly. Lineage: Eukaryota; Viridiplantae; Streptophyta; Magnoliopsida; Malvales; Dipterocarpaceae.